Messenger RNA from Capronia epimyces CBS 606.96, 1308 nucleotides. RefSeq lists its product as uncharacterized. The record is from RefSeq and is a predicted model, not a curated record. Gene Ontology annotation, molecular function: DNA-binding transcription activator activity, RNA polymerase II-specific; RNA polymerase II cis-regulatory region sequence-specific DNA binding. Lineage: Eukaryota; Fungi; Ascomycota; Eurotiomycetes; Chaetothyriales; Herpotrichiellaceae. The transcript is spliced from 2 exons. Gene Ontology annotation, biological process: regulation of transcription by RNA polymerase II. The coding region runs from base 1 to 1308 and encodes 435 amino acids. Gene Ontology annotation, cellular component: nucleus.
AUGGGGACAUCCCUCAAUGCCCUCAAUGCGCCGGGCAGCCUGACCCAGCGCAGGCAAGCUGCGUCGAACCUUCCCGCAUUCGAGCUGCCACCCCCAACAAAUAUCCAAUUCACUCCAAUAUCAAUUCAUAAGAUCCCUCCUCUUUCCGGAAUCAACACCUCUCAUGCUGGUGCAGGGCAUGUGAGUCUGGGCCAGCUUCUUACGCCGCCAUCGAACUCGGCGUCAGAAGGAAGUGCAGCUUCAUCUGCCCUUCCUACGACCACGACCCCCAACAGUGCCGCUGUUCCAGUUCUUCCCUAUACACCUACCUUCUUUAAUACUGGCACUACACCAACUGGCUAUAACACGGGCUUCACUCCUCAGCCCUGGCAUAAUGGAAACGCUUUGAUGCCCCCCCGUUCCAUGUUCUCCCCGAUGGGCGCCCAGCCGAUGAGGAAUCAUUCCAAUUCCCCUUCGACCGGAGAAGGCUCAGCAUUGCCACCUCCUCCAUAUGAUCUGAACACCAUUCAGCCAUACGGAGCACAUCUCCCGAUAUCUUCUCCUAUGACUGCUACCAGUUCUGCCGCCCAACAUCACGUAUUGUCGUCUUUGCAGAAUGAAGGUCGACAAUCGAGCCAACGGUCUCCUAUUUCCCCAAGCGAGGGAGUCAGCAAGCCAUCUCCCAGUCCUGCGCUGUUCACAAGUGUGACAAGCACUGCUUCCCACCCAUCUGUCUAUGCAUAUGCAACUUCUACACCGAUCUCUCAGAGUCCGCAUCCGCAUCCCCUGCCGGGACCGCGUGUUUCUCCCACACUCCAAGGGCCACUUCCACCACAACCCCAUGCGCCAUUUAUGAGGCCGCCACCGCCUUCAUAUUCCUUGCCGGCAAUGCCAGGUCAGAUGAUGUCAAAUAUGCACAGUCCAGGAGCACAAAUGUCGAUAGUGGGCAACAUGCAGGCGAAUAUGUUACCGGUAACCUUCAACAGCGGUUACGCUGCAAAUUCGCAUGGCAUGUAUGGUCAACAACGGACGGGUACCCCACAGUCUUCCCCCAACGACCGUCCUUUCAAAUGUGAUCAGUGCCCCCAGAGCUUCAAUCGCAAUCACGACUUGAAGAGGCACAAAAGGAUUCAUCUCGCCGUCAAGCCUUUCCCUUGCAAUCACUGCGACAAGAGUUUCUCACGCAAAGAUGCGCUUAAGAGGCACAUUCUGGUCAAGGGAUGCGGCAGUGGCUCUACAACUGACGGUAUAUCCCGAGAUGAACACACAAAAUCUGAAUCUGGCAGCGAUGGUGUUAGCGGCAGCCCGGCUGCGGCAACAGCAGCAUGA